UCUUACUGGUAGAGAGAUGGCGAACGCUGAACGCUAUCGAUAUUGUAAUAAAAAUAAGUUCCGAAAUUAGCAAGAGCUGGUACUGAUUAAAUGAAUUGUGUUCCAAAUUGUAUUCUGACCUCGGCUCAGAAUUUACGUCAUAAGUAGGUUAGGUAAUAAUAAUAUAGAAUUAUUACUUGGAUCGAUAAAGAUCCAUUUCUGUGGAGCAAUUGGUUCCAAAGAUAUCUCUGGAGAAAACAUAAAAAUAAAAUACGCGUUUGUUUUGACAAAGUGUUUUCAACUUGCUUGCGUCACAACCCACAUUGGAUUGUUUUGUUUAUCGUCAAAUGUCAUUGCUUGUGAUGCUGAAGCUGGGGACAAUAUAAUCUCAAACUGGAGUUCAACAUAGUUAGUCUCCUUACAUUUAUCACGUAAUUGGCCGUAUCAAGGCUACAUUAACUAGGCUUAUUUUUUUCAAUCAGUGUUCAUACAGAGCGAACGUUAGACGGACACAGCCUAAAUAAACGGUUAAUAAUUUGAAAUAAAGUGGCCUAAGAUCGCGAUUGUAGCUCAAUAAAUAAUUACAUCAGGUUUAAUAUGGACGGUCCAACAGGACCAAAUUCCUGCCGCUUGCAAAACGAUGAGGCUAGUCUCAACUCAACGCAUGACAGACUAACCAUGGAUGACAGACCGGAACUGCGCUGUCAAAGUGACAGCUGUCAGUGUGACACACAAGGCGAAGUCAAAUUAAAAAGCAAGAGAUUCGGCCGUGGUGCUGUAGAAUCAGGUUUAACACACGAGUGUGGUGUGUUCGGAGCAAUCGGGACGGGAGAAUGGCCCACUCAAGUGGACAUUGGCCAGGUUAUAUGUUUGGGGCUGGUGGCGCUACAACACAGGGGGCAAGAAUCAGCCGGUAUUGUUACGUCAGAGGGGAAAAGCGCGCGCACAUUCAACUCACACAAGGGGAUGGGUCUCAUAAACAAUAUAUUCAACGAUGAAGCCAUGAAGAAAUUGAAGGGAAACCUCGGUAUUGGACACACUAGGUAUUCCACAUCAGCAGCGUCAGAGGAAGUAAACUGCCAGCCGUUCGUGGUUCACACAGCGCAUGGAGCCCUCGCAGUGGCACAUAAUGGAGAACUUGUUAACUGCAGCAGUCUUAGGAAAAUGGUGCUUGGUCGUGGAGUAGGUCUCUCAACGCACUCCGACUCAGAGCUGAUCACGCAGGCUCUGUGCCUCAACCCCCCAGAGGGGGAGACUAAUGGACCUGACUGGCCAGCCAGAAUCAACCAUUUGAUGAGAUUGGCCCCGCUAAGUUACUCGCUAGUAAUAAUGUUAAAGGACAAGAUAUACGCCGUACGCGAUCCGUACGGCAACAGGCCGCUCUGCCUCGGCAAAAUCCUGCCUUUAGGAUCCUCAUAUGUCUACAAGCAAACUUCAGCGCAGCAUGCCGCGGUUUUGAUGAACGGCUGUGCAAAGAACGGUAUUGAAGACAGGGCCGAGGGGUGGGUCGUGUCGUCUGAGUCUUGUGGAUUCUUGUCUAUUGGUGCCCGAUACGUGCGUGAAGUGCUUCCCGGAGAGAUAGUUGAAAUGUCCCGUCACGGCAUUAGAACAGUGGACGUGGUAGAGCGGCCCGCGGGCAAGCAGCAGGCGUUCUGCAUCUUCGAGUAUGUGUACUUCGCUAGGGCGGAUAGUAUGUUUGAAGGUCAAAUGGUAUACUCAGCGCGGUUACAAUGCGGCCGCAUGUUGGCGCGCGAAUCGCCCGUAGACGCGGACAUUGUGUCGUCUGUGCCUGAAUCCGGCACUGCAGCUGCUCACGGGUAUGCGAGACAGUCCGGCAUCCCCUUCAUGGAGGUGCUCUGCAAGAACAGAUACGUUGGGAGGACGUUCAUCCAGCCUUCCACCAGGCUUCGUCAGCUCGGCGUGGCUAAGAAGUUCGGGGCUCUAUCAGAGAACGUGAGGGGCAAGAGGAUCGUGCUCAUAGAUGAUUCUAUAGUGAGAGGGAACACGAUUGGACCGAUUAUUAAGUUGCUCAGAGAUGCGGGAGCGGCUGAGGUACACAUAAGGAUAGCGUCUCCCCCUCUAAAAUACCCGUGUUACAUGGGUAUCAACAUCCCCACGCGGGAGGAGCUGAUCGCCAACAAAAUGGACACUUUUAAACUGGCUGAACAUGUCGGCGCCGACAGUCUGGAAUACCUCAGUGUAGAGGGUCUAGUGAGUGCCAUACACUACAACAUGAAGGCCACGCCCAGUGACGGUGUGGGCGGGCACUGCACCGCCUGCCUCACCGGGGACUACCCGGGGGGACUGCCCGAGGAUGUGGACUGGUAGUGGUGGAUAGUGGCGGAUAGUGGUGGAUGAUGGUGGAUGUUGGUGGAUGUUGGUGGAUGUUGGUAGGUUGUACUGUGCGAUUCAACUGUUGGAAUAACGAUAGGUUUGGACUUUGUAUAGUGCCACAAACUUAACUGACCCGGUGACGGUGUCACUGAUGUCGAUUUCACUACUGGCGACACGUAGUUCCAGUUUUUUUCACCGGGUCAGUUAAGUUUGUGGCACUGUACUAUGCGACUCAACUGUCAGAAGAGUAGUAAAUGUUGGUAGAUUGGUAGAUGUUGGUAGGAUUGAAGUUUUUUACUAUUCGAUUCAACUGUCAGACUCGCUUGCACGCAAUGAUGUUAUAAGUAAAUAGGUUGCCGCUCCAGGUCGCACGUAGAAAUGUAAAUUAAUAGUAAACUAAUUAGCCAGAUUCAGUUUUCUAUUUCGCUCACAAUAAUUGAAUUAUGCUUUAUCAAAUGACAUGUUGGUAACCUAUCUACACCAAAUCCGUUCUGUAUUGCAAUAACUGUUUAUUUUUUUUGCCUCGUUGUUUCGUCCAAAAUUAUUGCUUAGCCCGGAUGAAAAAUUCCUUUGGAUUAAUAUCUAAGAUAUCAGAAAAUGUCGCAAAAUCAAUCCUAUUCUUAGUUGGAUCGCAUAGUAGAGGUAAUUUUAUGUGAACGUCUGGAGUGAUUUAAAUUUAUGGUUCGGUCUGGUUAGACAAUUUUUUUAUAAGUUACAGUGUUGCUCGAAAGAUUGAUAAGUUGAAAUACUCUGUAUCGGAGUAGGUAUUUUAAACAUACUAUGUAGGUAUUAUGAACCAUCCACACGUCUGCCGAACAACGUGACAAACAACGAACACAUAGGGACAGCACUAUACGAAGAAAAGAGAUGUACUUAUUUCCUUCUCGCUUCUCUGUAUAGCGCCGUCCCUGUGUUUGUUGUUUGUCACGUUGUUCGGCAGACGUGUGGAUGUCCUAUAAAGUUACAUACAAAUUAUAAAAAAACGACGUGUGUCACUCGGGGACUGCCGCGGUAAAGCUAUUGCAUGCUAUGCCUUCAAGCCACACCUCCGCCCGUCGGAGUGGGGAGCGUGAGGUUUUUUCGUUACGGAAUUUCUCGAUUCGGUCCCCGCGCUCAAGGCCCGCGAUAGAAGCUAUGCAAUAGCUUAAUAGUUCUUUGUAAAAUUUACUAAAACUAUAUAGAAUUCAAUCACUCCAGAUGUACCUGCCUUGAACCCAACCUGUUUUCUACUCAAACAUAAUUGGAAUAUAAUAUUAUAUAAUUAAAACCUCAUAUGACAUUCUAAAUACCCAUAAAUGUAUGUCUUCAAGUGCCUUAUCUAUAAUUGGAUGUUUGUACAUUAUAAGUAUUUUGUGACGGGUUGUGCUGGUUUCGCCCCGAAUAGAAUGAGCAGUGACAUAUUGCUCAGAUAAUUAUUAAUUAUUAUAUUAUACAAUAUGUUGGUUGUUCGAAUAUUUUUACGAUAUAUAUCUAGUAUAAGUGAAGAAUACUUUUAAAGAAUUAUCAUUAGAAAUAAAUAUGGUCAAAUACACUCUAUAUGUAUUUUGUAGAUUAAGUUUCAUUCCACAUUAUUUUUUAGUAUUCAUUCAUAAAAUUUUCGGACUUUUAGUGCAUAAUCGAAUAAAAAUAGGUGAUCUGAUUUAAAACCUAGGGACUGUAUGUACAUUCCAAAACUCAUUUGAAAUCGAAUGUUUCCUUUUUAACAUUUUUAAGCUUAUUUCGAAAUAAUUGUUUUUAUUUAGUUACUAAUUUGUUCUAUUAUUAAAUACCAAGUACAAAUGUUA
Molecule: messenger RNA, 4097 nt
Organism: Colias croceus (clouded yellow)
Lineage: Eukaryota; Metazoa; Arthropoda; Insecta; Lepidoptera; Pieridae
Product: amidophosphoribosyltransferase-like
Exons: 14
Coding region: 577-2307 (576 amino acids)
Biological process (GO): purine nucleotide biosynthetic process; purine nucleobase biosynthetic process
Molecular function (GO): amidophosphoribosyltransferase activity
Source: RefSeq, a predicted model, not a curated record